UGUUGUUCCUUUCUUGCAGCAUGUAGCUGGCUCAGUGGAGGGGGCGUGAGCUCAUGGAAGGUGGGAUGGAGCCGGCUUGGUGGGGGUGUAGUUGAACGGGGUUUUGAUCGUCUCGCGUUCCGUUGGAGGGAGGCUGGCGACAUGGGCCUUGUUUGGGGCCAAAAAACCAAAAAAGGUUGGAACCCAGCCUUUGGGUCUUGGCUUCAACCAUCUGAUAACAUUGAAGGAAGCCCUAAGUGCAGUGAGGAGGACCGACGUCGCUGUUGUUGUUGCUGCCGCUCGUGUCGGUGGCGCGCGGGAUCCGCUCGUGGUCAAAUUGGUCCGAGGCGGUGAAGGUGCUGGCCCACUGCGCGAGGCCCUAGUUUCAUCGUGGUAGGUGUGGAGUUGAGGAACAGCGAGUCGUCAUCCUGAUUCAGGGUAGAACGUUGCACAACGUUGGCCGAUGGAGUUCAACCGUAUCUUCGACAGUGAGGGUCAAGACUCGGAUGGGGACAGUUCAGAUGAUUGUUCUGGACAUUAUCAUGGUACUGACGAAGAAUACGAUGAAGAGGAGGGUUUUGAGGCCCAAUGUGGUCCCAAAGCGAGGGAAAAAGGUGUUGGUGAUGGGGUCAAUUGUAGGGGGUCUGGCAGUGCAAGUGAGGAGGCAGGCGGCAUGCCAAGCCGGCAAGUCUUCGCGGAUGACUUCCUGGGCAGAGAGUUUGCAACCGAGGAGGAUGCUUACGCUGCGUACAAGGAGUUUGCCAGAGUCAGGGGUUUUGGAGUUCGGAAGGGAGAUGUAGCUCGGGUUAAUGGGGUUUUGGUCAGAAGAGACUUUUUUUGCCAUCGACAAGGGACAAGACAUCCCAAGCACUACGACCGUCCUGAGCGAGUAAGGGAGGAGAGGCUCGAGAGCCGGACGGAUUGUAAGGCAAAGUUAAAGAUUUACUACGAUGUGCAACACAGCGUUUGGAAGGUGAGAACCAUCAUGGACGAGCACAACCACGAGCUUGCCCCGGCGAUGUUCACACAUCUCCUCCCCAGUCACCGGAAGAUGAGUGACGGCGAUAAGGCACAAGUGGAUAGUUUCAAACAGUUUGGGAUUGCAACAUCAAAAAUAAUGGCUUACAUGGCUGGGCAGUCUGGUGGAUAUGGCAUGCUUCGAUUUACGAAGAGGAAUUUGUAUAAUUAUGUUCAUCGGCAAAGGGUUGCGCGAAUAUGUGAUGGUGAUGCAGCAGCAACUAUCAGUUACUUGGAAGGGAAGGCGAAUGCAGACAUGAUGACGGUCGCACGCUACACACGGACUGAAGAGAAUCGUUUGGGUAGCCUAUUUUGGGUGGAUGGUGAGAUGAUGUCGGAUUAUCAGGUCUUUGGUGAUGUCCUGGCAUUUGAUUCCACGUAUCGUUCUAACAAGUACAGGAAGCCGCUGGUGGUUUUCUCUGGUUCAAACCACCACAGACAGACAUGCAUAUUCGGGUUCGCGCUACUGGAGGAUGAAGAGGUUCGAACUUACCGGUGGGUGUUGUUGAACCUGUUGGAUGUUAUGGGACAGAAGAAGCACUGUGUAGUGGUGACGGAUGGGGACAAGGCGAUGCGUACUGCAAUUGCGGAGGUGAUGCCAAGCGCGACGCAUAGGCUGUGCGGGUGGCACCUGGAGAAGAACUGCGUUCAAAGGGUUAAGGACACAGAAUUCCGCAAGGUUUUUAAGAAAGCUUUGUAUGCAAAUUUUGAAAUCGACGACUUUGAGGAGUAUUGGAAGACAUCGGUUGAGUCGCUCGGCCUACUUGAUAAUAUUUGGGUUCAAAGCACAUAUGAAACCAGAGAAAGCUGGGCAACGGCCUACCUAAGGGGCACCUUCUGUGCGAGAUACAGGACUACUUCAAGAUGUGAAGGCAUAAAUGCUUUUAUUAAGGGAUUUCUUAAAUCGACUGAUAGCAUUUUGGAGCUCGUACACAGUUUAGAUCAGGUUGUAAAAGAUUAUCGUAAUAAUGAAGUAACAGCCCAAUUCUAUUCCACGUGUUAUACUCCGGUGCUAACGACCGGCCUUGAUUCGAUCGAGCUGUUUGCCUCAAAGGUGUAUACACGAGCAGUUUUCAGAGAAGUAAAGAAACAGAUCAAGGGCGUUGCUACGUUACUGUUUCGGGGCAAGGAUAGCAUUUGCACCACUAGUGUAUACCAAUUUUUGAAGAUGGGAAAACCUAAGAAAACACACAAGGUGUUGUAUGAUCCGAACGAGGAAAAGAUUGAGUGUGAGUGUUCAAUGUGGAACAGUGAGGGAAUUCCAUGUAGUCACAUCUUCUGUGUGAUGAAGUACGAGGGUUUGGAACAAAUCCCGGAGAGCCUUAUUUUGAGCAGGUGGUGCAAGGAUGCAAAGGACUGGCGGUCGAAACCAUCCCAAGUUACAGAUAGCCAUCAAGGACGCUUGCUUCGAUAUGGUGCCCUUACCGGGCUGAUGAGUUUGGUUGCUAAACUUGGCUCUGAAGAUGCCGAGGAGUUUGUGGUGGCUAGGGAUGGCAUUGCCAACCUCGCGGAGGAACUUCAACGAAGAGCGUACGAUCGGGUCGGAAGCCAACUUGGGCUGUCGUCGCUGUCGGCACUCAAUGACCCACUGGUUGCAAAAACAAAGGGGGCUCCGAGAAAGGGCAAGGAACCGGAACCGGAACCGGGCACACAAUCUGAGGUUCCAACGAAGCGACGACGUUGUACAAGCUGUGGGGUUCCUGGUCAUACAAAAAGGACAUGCAGCUGGCGUCGCGAGCAUCGCGGGGCCGGCACUGAGGGUGGAAAGGUCCCAGGUUGCGUGGAGUGCUCCUCUGAUGUCCGUAGUUUCCCGUCCGCAACUGCGAAGGUGUGGGAGGCGAUUAAUUCCGACACCGGCGACAACGGCCGCACCGCUCCAACCCGUGCUGAGGGUGCAGAAAUGACGUCCAAUCAUGGCUGUAGUCGUACGGCUUGCAACCCCCUAAUGGGUGUUGGGGGUGGGGGGACAAACAUCUUUCUCGGCGGGCAACACAUUGAACAGUUCUUUGCUUCGCAAGGUUGCUCGGUCAAAAAAGGAGAGUCUCAUGGAACCGCUGCCAGCCCAAGUAUGUCUAAUCCGACAAGGCACACAAACGACGAACUGUUCGAGCAUUGGCUUUCACAGAAUGCUGCGGGAAGGCCCUCGUCCAGCAGAAGGCAUGGGUGGACAUAGAUGCAGUGACAUGGCUGUUGAGAAGAAACAGGCAUGAGCAAUUUGGCUUGCAUUAGGCAGCACCAUAACACUGGGAUAAGCAUGUUGAUGGGGUCACAUUUUUCUUAUUAUACUCAGAGGACUCUAGUGGGCAUGCCUAUUGGUGACUUGGGGUUGUAAUAUUUCGGUGUAAAUUCAAUGAUCACUUGUGCAGUAGCUAGUUAUUAGGGGAGGACAUGUGGUUGUGAACCUAUGAGGUCUACUAGUACUGUAACACUUCUCUGUGUAAUAGAGAUGUCCAUGAAUUUGUAUUAUGAUUAAUGAGCUGUUCUCUGUUCCUAA
This is a messenger RNA of Arachis ipaensis, 3490 nucleotides long. Lineage: Eukaryota; Viridiplantae; Streptophyta; Magnoliopsida; Fabales; Fabaceae. The record is from RefSeq and is a predicted model, not a curated record.